This is a messenger RNA of Naumovozyma dairenensis CBS 421, 795 nucleotides long. RefSeq lists its product as uncharacterized. The transcript has a single exon. NCBI's taxonomy places the organism in Eukaryota, Fungi, Ascomycota, Saccharomycetes, Saccharomycetales, Saccharomycetaceae. The record is from RefSeq and is a predicted model, not a curated record. Bases 1 to 795 code for a protein of 264 amino acids.
AUGCAGUUAAAUGGAGAACAAGAACCAAACAAUACUUUGAGGAGUAUUGAAUCUUCGGGAAAUAAAACGAAGAUGAGUAAACCUAGCGAGGAACAAUCUUUCUUAUAUAACGAUUCUGUGAGAGCUUCCGUGGUUCCAAGGGAUCGAUUUUCAUUUUGGAUAACUUACUUAUUCUAUGAAUACAUACACCAGCUCAAAGGUGAAGGUUCCGCCGUUCUCAUUAUGUUGUUGAUCGUUCUUACCUUCACCUUUGCCUGUUUAAGGAUGUUUACGAUUGUAGUUUUUGGUUGCCUUUCAAUAUUCAUUAUAUUGUUUGUUUCUUUAUUCCUAUUUGUAUUCAAUUCAGAACUGAAUAUGAAAAUAGAAAAAUUAAACUCCCAUAACCAAAUAAAGCUUUUGUUAGAUGUUAUUGAAUGCAAACCAAACGGAUCGUCAUCAAGUUGGGACAUCAUUGCAUGUCAUAUGAAUGAAUAUCUUUAUUCAGAAGGGGCUCAUAACACUCCAUAUUUCUUUUACGAUGGUUCUGAGACUUAUUGGUGGUUUAGAAAAUAUGUGUUCGAACCAUUAGAUAAACAGUGCAGAAACAAAAAUACCAGACAGAGGCGCCUAAUUGAUGAUGGCUCAGAACUCGGAAAAUAUAAAGUGGUAGCUUUCCGAGUGUUUAAGGAAACGAUUGAUAAAUAUUGGGCAGAGGAAUAUCCUGCAGCUUAUGCAGAAAUUGAAAAUUCCCUGGGUACUCCCACUGUUGGAACAGCUAGACAAAAUGUCAUUGAGACAAGUGGGAAUAUCGUGUGA